Passer domesticus (house sparrow) is the source of this 2936-nucleotide messenger RNA. RefSeq names its product potassium inwardly rectifying channel subfamily J member 5 (gene KCNJ5). Gene Ontology annotation, molecular function: G-protein activated inward rectifier potassium channel activity. The record is from RefSeq and is a predicted model, not a curated record. Lineage: Eukaryota; Metazoa; Chordata; Aves; Passeriformes; Passeridae. Bases 397 to 1677 code for a protein of 426 amino acids. Gene Ontology annotation, biological process: potassium ion import across plasma membrane; regulation of monoatomic ion transmembrane transport. The transcript is spliced from 3 exons. Gene Ontology annotation, cellular component: plasma membrane.
CCUGAGCAGAUCAGGCGCCGUCGCACGCAGCUCCGCGCCCUCCCUCUGCCCCAGCCCUUCAAAAGCUCGGGAGCGCCGCGGAUCCGCGGAACAGGAGAGGGCACGGCGGGGCAGGGCGGGCGGAGGAGAGGCCAAAGUGGCACGGCAGCGGCGGGGGCUGGGAGCCGAGCGGGAGCACCGCGGGUGCCCAGGGCAGGGCGUGGGCAGCCCGCGCCGAUGCUCGCUGCCGGCGGGCAGCGCCGAGCGGGCGGCGGGCGGCCCGGGGCCCCCGGGAGCAGCCCGGCUCCCCGGUGAUGGCAUGGACCCGCCGCUGCCCGCCAGCCUCCCGCAGCCCCGCUCCUGCCGCCCCCCGAGCCCCGGCGCGACUGAUGCGGAGCCGCUCGUAGCCACCCAGCCAUGGCUGGAGAUUCCCGGAUCUUCAUGAACCAGGACAUGGACAUCGGGGUCACAUCCCGGGAGCCCAAGAAGAUCCCCAAGCAGGCUCGGGAUGACGUCCCCAUCGCCACGGACAGGACCCGGCUCAUUUCCACCGAGGGCAAGAAGCCGCGGCAGCGGUACAUGGAGAAGAGCGGCAAGUGCAACGUGCACCACGGGAACGUGCAGGAGACCUACCGGUACCUCAGCGACCUCUUCACCACCCUGGUGGACCUCAAGUGGCGCUUCAACCUGCUGGUCUUCACCAUGGUCUACACCAUCACCUGGCUGUUCUUUGGGUUCAUCUGGUGGCUCAUUGCCUACAUCCGGGGAGACCUGGACCACCUGGAGGACGAGAACUGGAUCCCCUGCGUUGAAAACCUCAGCGGAUUCGUGUCGGCGUUCCUGUUUUCCAUCGAGACCGAGACGACCAUCGGGUACGGCCACAGGGUCAUCACGGAGAAGUGUCCCGAGGGCAUCGUGCUGCUCCUGGUCCAGGCCAUCCUGGGCUCCAUCGUCAACGCCUUCAUGGUGGGAUGCAUGUUUGUCAAGAUCAGCCAACCAAAGAAGAGGGCAGAGACCCUCAUGUUCUCCAACAACGCUGUCAUUUCCAUGAGGGAUGAGAAGCUCUGCCUCAUGUUCCGAGUCGGGGACCUCCGCAAUUCCCACAUUGUCGAGGCUUCCAUUCGAGCCAAACUGAUUAAGUCCAAACAGACCAAAGAAGGAGAGUUUAUUCCCCUGAAUCAAACGGACAUCAACGUGGGAUUCGACACCGGAGACGACAGGUUGUUCCUGGUGUCCCCUCUCAUCAUCUCACAUGAGAUCAAUGAGAAAAGUCCCUUCUGGGAGAUGUCCCGCACCCAGCUGGAGAAGGAGGAGUUUGAGAUUGUGGUCAUCCUGGAAGGAAUGGUGGAAGCCACAGGGAUGACUUGCCAGGCUCGCAGCUCCUACAUGGACACCGAGGUGCUGUGGGGACACCGCUUCACCCCCGUGCUCACCCUGGAGAAGGAUUUUUACGAGGUGGACUAUAACAGCUUCCACAGCACCUACGAGACCCACACGCCCGUGUGCUGUGCCAAGGAGCUGGCCCAGUCCCGCCGGGAAGGGCAGCUCCUCGGGCCCCUGCCCAGCCUGGGGCGGGACACAGGGACAGCCAGGGAGGACGAGGAGGAGGAGGAGGAGGAGGAGGAAGGCAGGGAGCCGGCGGGACUGAGCGGAGCCAACGGGACAGCGGGAGAGGGGAAGGAAGAGGUGCCUGUAUAACCCCGGAGCCGCUGGAGCACAGCCCCCCUCACACCUGCUGGGACACUGCACUGGCCAGCCAGGAGCCCCCGGGAGCCAGAGCUGGGAUUCGUGUCCUGCUGCUCGUCCUGGGAGUCACUGCACUGCACCGUGCCUCAGUUCCCCCCCUUUCCCUGAGGCUCUGAGCUUUGCCCUCCUCUGCAAAGCAUCUCGAUCUCCAUGGACAAGGCCCUCUGUUCUCAUCACUGUCAAAACCGAAAUUCCCACCGCUGGUUCUUUCAAACAGUGUUCAUUGGACGUGCAGAACUCUGCCCCUCUUGCCAGGGUGUUUGACCAGUCCAGAAUGUCCCAUCUCAGUAUGAAGAAUGUGAUUUCAUACCUUCACUUAACUUGUGAGUCAAUGUAUUGUAGACAUUGUUCCAGCUAAAUUAAAAGAAAAGGUAAAAACCUCCCUGCUAUGUAGUGAAGUGUUUUGCCUUUAUGAAUUUUACAAACAAAUGUUACUGUUUGCUUCCAGGAUCACAGCCAUUGGGAUUUAUUUCCUACAAAAUGUUUGAUAUGAGCAGGACACCUUUCCCUGCAGACCUCUAACAUGCUUAUCCAAUGUUUUGUCUUCUCCAGCUGAAGUGUUUCGUGUACUCUUUUCAUGGAAUCUCUGACACAUUUCAGAGGCUACCCGUGGUCAGAGCAAGUUUAGAUUUUGCCCCAGUGAAGGCUUUUUUCUGGCCUGAAUGUCCCAGUUGCAGUUCUAAUUGAUGAUUUGAUGAUUUAAAACAAAGGAUGUAGUCCCCUGGGGGUUGGAAUGUUCUGGAAUUUCAGAAGCUCUGGAGUAGGGAGACUGGGUAAGUGGCAGUUUGCAAAAUUCGCUGCUUUUCUGCAAAGCACAUAUUUAGAAUAAAGGUUGAAGUGCUGAUGUUCCUGCAGCUAAUGGGAACACACUGACAUAACUGAAGCCAACAAUUUUGUUCUUUAGAAAGAGGCAGAAAACCAGAUUUCCCAAAGAGGAUUGUCUCACCCAGAAAAGGAAUGAAGAAAAGCAAUCUGUGAGAUAAAAGAUUUCCACAAAUUUCAACAACACAGAAAAAAAAUUGCCUUGUUGGGGAAAAUCUCUUCCCUUGCUCCUAAAAAUUUGGUGGUAAAAACAGGCUACCUGCAGAAUUACUUCAAUAAAAUAUAAUGAGGAAUACAUAAUAUGCAAUAGUUAUUUUUCAUAGAGAAAGGACUGUAUCUUUAUCUGGGGAAUAAAUGUGCAUUGUCUGGACUGAGCUGCACACUCAGGA